ACUACUCAGUACAGUUUACUUGCAAUCCUGCAUUCACUUCAGCUCUCAUCUCCCCUGGACUUCAAGGAUCCGCAUCAUGUUUGUCAUUGUUUGGACUUUUCCUCUUGUUUGGCUGAUGAUUUGUCAUCCUUGUUUGGCACAAGAAAGCAACAGGUCUAUUGAUAUAACAAAUGUGCAAUGUAUUAUUUAUAACAUAUCUAUGCUGAAUUGUACAUGGGAUACUAACAAAGAAGUACCAGAAGGUAGUCAUUUUAUUGUGCAUUUCAAACAGGACGGUCAUGCAGAAGCGUGUUACCUUUAUAUCCAAAAAAAACAAAAGGAAAAUUUUAAAUGCCAUUUUCAGCAAGUAGAAAUUAAAUACAAAGACCUGAAGAAGAUAAACAUUUCUGUAAAUGGAUCAAGCAAGGACUAUAAAAUGAAUACAUAUUCUAAAUUAUUCAAUCCAUUUUCAAUUGAGAAACUUAAUCCACCAGUUAAUGUUAGUUUGUCAUUAAGUGCAAACAAUAUAAUACUGACCUGGAAACAGCCACCUACAGAGUAUAACUUUAGAAAAAAAUGUUUUAAUUAUGAAAUAAAGGAUUCCAAUGGCGUAAGAAGCCUGAAAUCGUUUACAGGAAAUGAAAGUAUCUCCAUCAUCUCUCCAAGAGCUGAUACAUCGAUAACUUUUCAAGUCCGAGUCAAUGGGCACACACGUUGUAGAAACCCUGGAAUAUGGAGUGACUGGAGUGUCGUAUAUUUAAAGCAAAAUCACAUUCCACAGUACGUGGGUCCUGUGGUGGCAUCAGUCAUUAUAACCUUAAUCUUGGUGAUUUCAUUUUUCUUAUGCAAAAGGUUUCAAAUAAAAGAUACAUUAUUUCCUCCGAUACCUGAUCCAAAAAAACCUUUCAUAGGUUUGUUUCAAUCCCAUAAUAAAGAUUUCAAGGAAUGGAUAGGUGGUGAUGCUUUCACAGAGACUACGGAACAAGAAGAAACUGUUACAAUGAAAGUGGAGUAAAAAAAACCCAAAACUAAUAUAUAGGCAGCUGCAACUACUGUAUAAUAGAGCACCGUACACGCAUCCUGUUUGAGGUUCGGAUUAAUAAUAAUUACAGCAUAAGAAUGAAGCUGAUGCACAGUGUGUAUUUUAAUAAGUGUGUUGGUAAUGUUUUGUAUGGAUGUAUACUGAUAUGUAAGGCAGCAGUAUGGAGUAGUGGUUAGGGCUCUGGGCUCUGGACUCUUGACUGGAGGGUUGUGGGUUCAGUCCUAGUUGGGGGUCACUGCUGCUGUACCCUUGAGCAAGGUACUUUACCUAGAUUGCUCUAGUAAAAACUCAACUGUAUAAAUGGGUAAUUGUAUGUAAAAAUAAUGUGUAAAAAAAUAAUGUAUUUGUAUGUAAAAAUAAUGUGAUAUCUUGUAACAAUUGUAAGUCGCCCUGGAUAAGGGCAUCUGCUGAGAAAUAAAUAAUAAUAUCAUUUUGA
Messenger RNA from Acipenser ruthenus (sterlet), 1457 nucleotides. Its product is annotated as interleukin-5 receptor subunit alpha-like. The transcript is spliced from 9 exons. Gene Ontology annotation, biological process: cytokine-mediated signaling pathway. The record is from RefSeq and is a predicted model, not a curated record. Lineage: Eukaryota; Metazoa; Chordata; Actinopteri; Acipenseriformes; Acipenseridae. Bases 77 to 994 code for a protein of 305 amino acids. Gene Ontology annotation, cellular component: external side of plasma membrane. Gene Ontology annotation, molecular function: protein binding; cytokine receptor activity.